This is a messenger RNA of Thunnus maccoyii (southern bluefin tuna), 3280 nucleotides long. RefSeq names its product transmembrane protein 184C (gene tmem184c). Gene Ontology annotation, biological process: transport. Bases 520 to 1875 code for a protein of 451 amino acids. The transcript is spliced from 10 exons. Gene Ontology annotation, molecular function: transporter activity. NCBI's taxonomy places the organism in Eukaryota, Metazoa, Chordata, Actinopteri, Scombriformes, Scombridae. The record is from RefSeq and is a predicted model, not a curated record.
UGUAGGCGGGACUAGCCAACAGCAGGAAAUACACAGUUAACUGCAAUUACUUCUUUGGAAAGUUUUGAGCUACCAACGAAUGCAAACCAUCUAUAAAGACUUUUAAGUGUGCAUUUAUCUAGACUAUCUAUUUUAUAUCAGUAUAGAGUUAUACUUCAUUGCGUUUAAUCAGAUAAUUUCCGCAGCUGAGACAGCAUGGAUCAUCUGUGUUGUUUACAUGGUGAAAGAGCUGACAAGCUAACGUUAGCCUAGCAACUUAGCUUGCUAACAUCGAGUCAUAUGAGCUGAUAAUUAUCCCGCAGCUUUGCCCUCAUGAAUGAAACUCGACAUUGGUGAAGGAUAUAACUGACAUGUGGACCAGCGAGGGCUUGUCUUAGGUCGCAGUGAGCUGUAGGACGUGUAACAAUGCGAAGCUAACGUUUAAUGUGUCGAGCGUCAGAAACGUUUAGACGAGUUGAACUGUUUACUCACUGAAUCUGCGUCCAGUUUGAGAGGCCUUUACAGCGGCUUCAUGUCAAGAUGCCUUGUUCCUGUGGGAACUGGAGAAGAUGGAUUCGUCCGCUGGUCGUUGUGUUAUAUAUCUUGUUAUUAAUAGUCGUCCUGCCUUUGUGCAUCUGGGAACUACAGAAGUCAGAGGUUGGCACUCAUAACAAAGCAUGGUUCAUUGCUGGGAUAUUUGUCUUCAUGACCAUACCCAUAUCAUUAUGGGGCAUCCUCCAGCAUCUGGUUCACUACACUCAGCCGGAGCUUCAGAAACCUAUCAUCAGGAUAUUAUGGAUGGUCCCAAUCUACAGCCUGGACAGCUGGAUUGCACUGAAAUACCCCAAUAUAGCAAUUUAUGUGGACACGUGCAGAGAGUGCUAUGAGGCCUUUGUCAUCUACAACUUCAUGACCUUCUUGCUGAACUACCUGGAAAAUCAGUACCCCAGCCUGGUGAUGAUGCUGGAGGUCCAGGAGCAGCAGAAACAUCUGCCUCCUCUCUGUUGCUGCCCGCCCUGGCCUAUGGGAGAGGUUUUAUUGUUGAGAUGUAAGCUGGGAGUGUUGCAGUACACAGUCGUACGACCCGUCACUACUGUGAUUGCCUUGAUCUGUCAGCUUUGUGAAGUGUAUGAUGAAGGCAAUUUUAGUUCAACAAAUGCAUGGACAUACCUGGUCAUUUUCAACAAUAUGUCACAGCUGUUUGCCAUGUACUGUCUGGUGCUGUUCUACAGGGCUCUGAGAGAGGAACUGAGUCCAAUCAAACCAGUGGGCAAAUUCCUCUGUGUCAAAAUGGUGGUGUUUGUCUCAUUCUGGCAAGCUGUGUUCAUUGCUUUACUGGUGAAAGUGGGCAUUAUCUCAGAGAAACGUACAUGGGACUGGCAGAGUGUGGAGGCUGUUGCUACUGGUCUACAGGAUUUCAUCAUAUGUGUGGAGAUGUUUCUGGCAGCCAUUGCCCAUCACUUCAGCUUCACCUACAAGCCGUACAUCCAGGAGGCUGAGGAGGUCUCCUGCUUUGACUCUUUCAUGGCAAUGUGGGACAUCUCCGAUGUCAGAGCAGACAUUUCUGAACAAGUUCGCAAUGUUGGGAGAACAGUUAUGGGUCGUCCAAGGAAACUCUACUUCGGCGAGGCACAGAGUGACGGUGAGCGAUCUGGUCUUCUAUCUUCCGGCUCUCAAGAUGCCAUCACAGAGGCAGCAUCCAACCCGGUGUCACCAAAGGGUCAAUACCAGGGCCUGGGGAGAACCCUCACCCCGCACUCUUUGUCAGCCCCUGCUGGGCUCAGCUCUGCACCUUGGGGUGAAGGAUAUGAAGCUAGAUGCGAAGAAACGGAGGAGGAAGAAAGGACCGACCAAACCAAAGAACCGACAGAGGCAGAUCUGAUCGUAAUCACCUAGCCUACUGUCAAUGUUGAUGUCACCAACAGACUCUUACCAGACAUGCUUGGGCAGGACCCAAUUACAGCCUUGCCAUCUUUCCUCAGACAUUACUUCACUCAUGCAACAUAAAACAGAACUUUUUUAAAAGGGCACAUCACCCAAGUACUAGUAGACGUUCGCCAACAAAUGCAAAACCAGAUGGACCUCUCUGCCUGUGACAGCUCCAAGAAUGUUCAGCAAAUUUUAUGACGUUUUUUUGUUGUACUUGGGAGUUAUAUGGCUCAAUAGACUAUGUCAGAAUGGUUGUUCUCCAUUGUAAUCGGGAAAGGUCAAUUCAAACAUGCGUCAAAAAUAGCACACUUUUAUCCAGCGAACCCAGUCUUUGUGAUGUCGUGUUACUUGAGAUGUGAGGCUACGUUACUCCUCAAGUCUUGAGUGAAACAUGCACAUGUAUUCUUUCCAAGUAGGAAAUUAUCACACUUUUUUUUUUUCAACUCAAGUCAUAUCAUAAUCUCAGAUGUUACAGAUUAGAAAAAGAAAUAUGCACUCUAUGUAUUGGUUUAUAGUGAUUUCAGGGGACAUGAGUAAUUAUCAGUGGAAAUCUACUAUAGUAAAGCACAUUUCUUUCAUACCCUCCCUCUUGAAUACACAUCCUCUAGUUGCUAGGACAAAAAUAAUCUGAUGAUUUAUGAUGAUCUAAAGCAGCAUUAAGUAUUUUGGGAUGCUGAAAUAAACUUGAGGUGAGAGUUGACAGUUUAUGCCUUUUCAGGUGAUCAGUACACUUGGGUUUAACUGACUAUGUUACAACACUACAAAAAAUAUCAGUAUUUGAGGAGAUACUUCAGGUAUAGUCCAAGUAUUAAAACAACUUACACCAUUCAUUCUGUUACUGUACAAUCAGCACAUUGUACUAAAUUCAUGCUGUCAUCGCUUUACUGCAUACAGCUCACUCUGCAGUGUUAAAUAGAAAUUUAUUUACUAGUCUUCUGAGAUGCCUUGUUCUGUGUGCCGUGGAACUAGUCCAUCCACUUCAUCAGCUUUUAUAUUCCGGGAUCCGUUUUAUUUGAGAUGUUCUCCAUCCUUUAUCUUCUACACUGCAAUAACUUUGCUGCCACCACACCUAAGCCAUUUAUUCUUUCCUGUAGAUUUUCCAAGCUUAUUUUUCAUUGUGACUUAUAUGGAUUUGUGCAGGGAUAUCAACGUUACAUGUACAGUGUGGGAUAUCAGUUUGAUGUGUCCGUAAAUACAUAAAUAGAUCAUACCUACAGCAUAAUCUGCAUCAUGUGCAGCCAAAGCAUGUUGCAUUGCCUUACAUAUUUUAUUUUUUUAAAUAAAAACUGACGGCAUUACAUCAGAACACAUGUUCCACAUUUUAAUUCAACUCCAUCGACAGUUUCUUCAAUAAAACUUUCAAUAAACCAGA